AUGGCCAAAUACUUUAAUUCAAAAUUAUUAGUAAUAAAAAAUACUCUGACUAAUACGACCACUCACCUAACUUUGAAACAAUCACCUAUCCGGGCAUUUACUCCUAAUUCACUGCACGAUCUAUUAUGUUGUAAAGAGAGUAGUAGCUACCCAUCUCCAUACAAUCGUAAUUUAAAAUCCCCAAACUCAAACUUAUUAACAACACCUUUGAAGCAAAAUAAAUCUAUCUAUAAACAACAUUCUGUCGUGGUUAAAACGACGACGCCUCCAGAUUUAAGUUUUUCCUCCGAGAAUUCCAUUACACCUAUCUCGUCUCCUAAUCAUCAACUUUUUGAAUCCGAUCAUGAUAGGCAUAUCUCUCCCGUGUUUUCUCAAACGAGAGUAUCAACACAAUUCACUGAUCCAUUGCUACAUCAACUAUCCCACACAAAAGAUUCUCAAAUAUUGAUAAAAACUUCCAAACACAACCAAGCCCCGAAAGCCUUCAUGAUUAGCAACGAUAAUAAACUGUAUCUUGGCAGAGGGAAUUUUAGCUAUGUUUGCGUAAAGACCAAAAAAAAUUUAACUUACGUUACCAAAAAAAUAAAAUUUACCUCAAAUGUAGCAUUUAAUCACGUAUGCAAAUCGGAAAUGAACGCCUUCCACUUAAAUCAUCAAAAUAUAAUAAAAUUAUAUGGUAUGAAAAUUAAUUAUGAUAUAUCCAACAUACCUAAAAUACUUUACAUAUACAUGGAGUUUGGAGGCACCUUUAAUUUACAAAAUGUAAUUGAUGAUGAAAAGAUAUCCUUUGACAUGAAGGAUAGAAUAUUCAUGAUUAACCAAAUUGCCGAAGGAUUGAAUUACUGUCAUUCUAGUAAUUUCAUUCAUAUGGAUGUAAAGCCGAAAAACAUUAUGGUAUAUAAAAAAUUCGAACUGAAACUAGGAGACUUUGGAUCAUCGGUAUUAAUACCUCGUGCCCGAUUAUUAACAGAAAAUUUUAUCGAGAGUACCAGAAACGUUGCUAACCCGGUAUCAGUAACAUGGCAGUAUUCCGCUCCCGAAUUAUUUAUGGGUUAUUUGCCAACACCAAAGGUUGACGUAUAUUCGAUUGGAGUCAUUAUGUGGCAGUUAUUAACUCGUGUUAUGCCGUAUUUUGGGUAUCUCAAAGAUACAGUUAUUUAUAACUUGGUAAAGAUGGGUAUGAGGCCACUUAUAUCACUCAAAGAUGACUCCAACCCUGAAAAUGAUGUCUAUAUAAAGAUAAUGAAACAGUGCUGGAGUCAAAGACCGUCGAUUAGACCAAAUUGCCAUGAACUUAUUAAUUCAUUAUAUUAA
Gordionus sp. m RMFG-2023 is the source of this 1314-nucleotide messenger RNA. Its product is annotated as serine/threonine-protein kinase mos-like. The transcript has 2 exons. Lineage: Eukaryota; Metazoa; Nematomorpha; Gordioida; Chordodea; Parachordodidae. Gene Ontology annotation, molecular function: ATP binding; protein kinase activity. Gene Ontology annotation, biological process: protein phosphorylation; negative regulation of metaphase/anaphase transition of meiotic cell cycle; positive regulation of MAPK cascade. Gene Ontology annotation, cellular component: cytoplasm. The record is from RefSeq and is a predicted model, not a curated record. Bases 1 to 1314 code for a protein of 437 amino acids.